AUGGCUCGCGUUUUCUUCAUCUCUUUACUCGUCCUAGCGCUGUCAUGCGCCGCGUGUGUGUCUGCGGCGAAAGUGGUUCGCGACGGAACUCUGCAGUGGACUCUCAUCACCCAGGCCCUACAGAAGGGAGGCCAGCACAGCACCUAUCUCUCCAUCGUCAAGAAAGCAGGCACCAAGUUUAUCACGGACUACCUCUCCACCUCCACCACUGGCUUCACCUGCCUCGUACCAUCAAACGCUGCGUUCAAAAUUCAGCCGGCUACCGUCCUGAAGCCGUGGGCGAAGAGCGCGGCGACUCUCCAGGACCUUCUGAAGAACCACAUGCUCAACUUCCAGGCCCUGCCCCAGCGCUUCGUGAAGGACAAGGUCGGCCAGGGAUACAGCACGUUCCGCACCAACGGCCAGAUUCAGAAGUACAAGGGCGUCGGCAAGACUAUCAGCUUGGGCCCGCAGUUCGCGCAGCAGGGCACGCAGCUGGCGAACAUCACCAAGAAGCUGUUCCAGGAUCCCACGGCCAUCUGCUACGAGAUCAGCAAUGUCCUCGUUCCCCUCAAGUAG
Closterium sp. Naga37s-1 is the source of this 558-nucleotide messenger RNA. Lineage: Eukaryota; Viridiplantae; Streptophyta; Zygnematophyceae; Desmidiales; Closteriaceae. The record is from the annotation of a GenBank genome assembly.